Messenger RNA from Humulus lupulus (European hop), 1559 nucleotides. Its product is annotated as dnaJ protein homolog ANJ1-like. Bases 126 to 1364 code for a protein of 412 amino acids. The transcript has 5 exons. Gene Ontology annotation, molecular function: ATP binding; Hsp70 protein binding. Gene Ontology annotation, biological process: response to heat; protein refolding. Gene Ontology annotation, cellular component: cytoplasm; cytosol. Lineage: Eukaryota; Viridiplantae; Streptophyta; Magnoliopsida; Rosales; Cannabaceae. The record is from RefSeq and is a predicted model, not a curated record.
AUAUUACAAAUAUCCCAUAUAUAAACUCGUCGUUCUCUUCUUCAGACAAAGCAAAGAAAACCAAUUACUCUUAUUAUCUUUGUAGCCAAGUCAAUCUUCCUCUUUCUUUUCUCUAUUCACUCAAAAUGUUCAGAAGUGCCGCAGACAACAGUGACAACACUCGGUUCUAUGACGUUCUUGGAGUUUCAAAGAACGCUUCGCCUGAUGAUUUGAAGAAGGCUUACAAAAAAGCGGCCAUGAAGAACCAUCCAGACAAGGGUGGUGAUCCAGAGAAGUUUAAGGAGGUGAGUCAAGCAUAUGAGAUUUUGAUUGACCCUGAGAAGCGUGCUGUAUAUGACAAGUACGGUGAGGAUGGGCUCAAGAACGGAAUGGAUAAUAAUGAUUUCAUGAGCGGUGACCCUUUUGAUCUCUUCAAUAGUUUCUUUAAUCCUAAUGGAUUCAAAAGAAAUGGAAAGAGACGGGGUGAAGAUAUUGUUAAGUCUCUGAAAGUGUCGUUGGAGGAUCUUUACCUGGGUACGUCCAAGAAAAUCUCUAUUUCACGAAGUAUAAUAUGCUCCGAGUGUAAUGGGAAGGGUUCCAAAUCGGGAAAGUCAAUGAAGUGUGGUGGGUGCGAAGGGAGAGGCGUGAAGUUCACGACAAGGCAUUUAGGACACAACAUGAUACAACAGAUGCAGAACCUAUGUGAUGAGUGUAAAGGAAGUGGUGAAACCAUUGGUGACAAGGACCGUUGCUCGACUUGCAAAGGAGAUAAGGUUGUUCAGGACAAGAAGGUUCGAGAAGUCAUUGUUGAGAUAGGCAUGGAGGAGGGACAAAGGAUUAUAUUCUCUGGUGAAUCUGAUGAAGCGCCUGACACUGAACCAGGAGAUGUCGUUUUCGUCAUAGAACAAAGGGAACACCCUAAGUUUAUGAGAAAGGGCGAUGACCUUUUCUAUGAACAUACUUUGACCCUCACCGAGGCUCUGUGUGGCUUCCAGUUUGUAUUGACCCAUUUGGAUGGCCGCCAUUUGCUCAUCAAAUCCGACCCUGGUCAAGUUGUCAAGCAUGAUUCGUACAAGGCAAUCAAUGACGAGGGAAUGCCAAUAUAUCAGAAGCCAUUCAUGAAGGGAAAGCUGUACGUUCAUUUCAGUGUGGAGUUUCCAAAUUCUGUGAGCCCUGACCAGGUUAAGGCGCUGGAGACUAUUCUGCCUCCGAAGCCAUUGUCUCAAGUGUCCGAAAUGGAGCUUGACGAGUGUGAGGAGACCACUCUGCAUGAUGUGAACAAUAUCGAGGAGGAGAUGCGGCGGAGGCAGAAGUUUCAGUCUGAGGCCUACGACGAAGAUGAAGGGGAACCCGGCGGCCAGAGAUUGCAGUGUGCCCAGCAAUAAUGAGAAUUGUUUGGGAGUGUGGAAAGUUAAAAUGUAAAAGAAAAGAAAAAGAAGUUGCUCCUAAUACAUAUGUUUUUGUUUGGGAAAAUGAUAUACGUCUAUUAAAUGACAAAGAAAUUAAUGUUACUUGUAUAAAUGUAUUUUGUUAAAAAAAAAGUAAAGGAAAAAAUUACUUCAGUCUAUACCUUUUGGCUU